This is a messenger RNA of Nicotiana tabacum (common tobacco), 1647 nucleotides long. RefSeq lists its product as uncharacterized. NCBI's taxonomy places the organism in Eukaryota, Viridiplantae, Streptophyta, Magnoliopsida, Solanales, Solanaceae. The record is from RefSeq and is a predicted model, not a curated record.
UCGGCAAAUUCCAGGCUAUGUUCUAGUCCAACCUCUGCGCUAGUUUGCUCCUCCUAUCUCUUUCUGCAGCGAGCUCUUCGGCUUCUUUUUCCCUUACGCAUCAAAGUAUGUUUAUGUUGCAGCACAGUGCAUAUUUUUUCCAACUACCUCGGACUUCACAUAGCAAAGUUUUUUCACCCCAGUUUAGUCACUGCGACUCAUUUCUAAUUUUUCAUCCCAAGCAAAGUUCAUGUAUGAGGACGCUAAUGAACUGCCAAAGGGAAAAAACUUUGCUGACCACAUUUGAAGAAAACAACGAUGAUGGCGAUUAUAUUGAUGUGGAAAUGGAGGAGGGGGAGGAGGAGGCGGAGGGAUUUUCUCGUAGUAGAGGGUUUAGAGGUAGAGAAGAUGAGAAGAAUUAUGACAAAGAUCCUGAGCUUGCUGAGAUUCUUGGCAGCUGUCUUGAUGAUCCGGAUAAAGCUCAGUCAAGGAUGGAGGAGAGAUUGAGAAAGAAAAGGAAUAAAAUAGUACAUACGAAGACAGGUUCAGCAACACCCAUGAAUGUGACAUUCAACAAAUUUGAUUUUACAAACUCCUACAUAUGGUUUGAGUUCUACAAUGCCCCGUUGGAGAAGGAUAUCUCCUUGAUUUGUGAUACAAUUCGUUCAUGGCACAUUGUUGGACGUCUUGGUGGAUGCAAUUCGCUGAAUAUGCAAUUAUCACAAUCUCCUUUGGACAAAAGGCCAAGUUAUGAUGCUGUUCAGGGGGCAAAUGUAAAUCCUACUACGUUCUAUAACAUUGGGGAUCUUGAGAUUCAGGAUAACUUGGCUCGCAUAUGGGUGGACAUUGGGACAAGUGAGCAUUUACUGUUGGAUGUACUGAUUAAUGCUUUGACACAGAUAAGCUCCGACUACGUUGGUAUCAAGCAAUUAGUAUUUGGUGAAUCUGAAUUUGAGAACUGGAGGGAGAACUUGACAUCGGAGGAUGCCGGUUACAGUGUUCACAAGAUAUAGAUGACUGUUGACUCUGAAAGCUCCUUGUUAGAAGGUAAAGAAAGGCUGUAAGCUAUUUGGCAGCACAAAAACAACUACAGAGAGCAGGCUUUUACCACUCAGGCUUCCAAGCUGCUAAUACUGGUGCUAUUCGAGGAUUUUCCGUCAGAAGCAUUUCAACUUCUUGAUGAAGCAUCUAGUUUUGACUUCCAAAAAUGCAGUUGGGCUCACCGCAUCUUUACUUCUUGGAGAUGAACUUAGUAGCCCUACGGUCCUCAUAUUGAUUAGGUACCUGUAGCCAUGCUGGUGUGAGGGACAACAGAAGUAUAGAAAGCUGCAAGUUUCCUCUUGACUGGUUUCCCUUAGAUUUUGACUACAACUUCGUGUAAGCAACAGAGUUGUAUCAAAGCAAUAUCUUCCACACCUAUCGAUUGGAUACCAUUAUAACAAACCUCACUCGUCAUCAACUGUAAGUUGAAACAAAAAAUUAGUUUCAUCUUCAUGCGUAGAGCAGGAACUAAUUCUCAAAUUAGAGGUUGAAAACCACAUCAUACAAUGUGGAAGUGUCGUCAGAUUGUACUAUGAGAAACUGCUUUUAAGGUAUUGCUCGCUACGUUUGAUAGACUUCUAAACUAAGAAACAUAUAAGUUUCAUCUAUCAAAUGCUAUUACAGGUG